UACAACUGAAAUGAGGUAGAAAUUAGUAACAUUCUUUCUGCAAUAAAAUAUGCAUGGCUCAAGGCAUUGAAGAGUAGUCACCUACGCCGUCAUGCUAAGCUUUUAGCUUGAAGAAACCAACUCUAUAAAAGCCAAGGUGGCCUUAGAUUCUGGGCACCGAAUACUCCACAAACCUUGCAGCACUGUCAAUGGAGAGAGCAUCUCAAAUCACCCUCUUCCUGUUACUCAUCAUCCAUUCUGGCGUAGCUCAAAAUGCUACCACGAGUGGAACAGAUGAGUUCCCCGUUGGAGUGAUCCUCGACUUGGAAUCAUUGGGGGGCAAGAUGGCGCGGACCAGCAUUUUGAUGGCUCUGGAAGAUUUCUAUACAGUCCACAGAAACUACAGCCCAAAGGUAGUUCUCCACAUCAGGGGCUCGAAAAGUAACAGCGUAGAAGCUGCAUCAGCAGCUCUCGACCUGCUAGAGAAUUACAAUGUCCAAGCUGUCAUAGGCCCUCAAACAUCUUCACAAGCAGCAUUUGUAUCGGAUCUGGGGAAUAAAAGUCAGGUCCCUAUCAUCUCCUUCACAGCAACAAGCCCAUCUCUUUACUCUGGCAGUCUUCCAUAUUUUAUUCGUGCAACAUUGAGUGACUCUACACAAGUGAAUAGCAUUGCCUCCCUAAUCAAGGCCUACGGGUGGAGGCAGGUGGUGCCAAUUUAUGAAGAAACUGACUAUGGUAGAGGUGUCAUACCAUAUCUCAUCGACGCCCUCCAAGAAAUUGAUGCUCGUGUUCCCUAUCGGAGUGUGAUCCCUCUGUCGGCAUCUAAUGAACAAAUUACCCAAGAACUCUAUAAGCUAAUGACAAUGCAAACAAGGGUCUUCUUGGUGCAUAUGUCACCUGAUUUAGCUUCGAUCCUCUUCACAAAGGCAAAAGAGGUUGGUAUGAUGAAGAAAGGAUUCGUCUGGAUCAUGACAGAUGGACUAACCAAUGUCAUAGACUCCACAAACCCUUCUGUCAUGGAAGCAAUGAAUGGUGUUUUAGGUGUAAAGUUUUAUACACAUAAAUCAGCAGAACUGGAUAGCUUCACCAUACGCUGGAAUAGGAGAUUACAAAUUGAUAACCCAAAUGAUCCACCAGUGAAACUAAACAUAUUUGAACUCUGGGGCUAUGAUACUAUAUGGGCGGUAGCACAAGCAGUUGAAAAGCUUGGUAUUAAGAACAAGACAUCAUUUCAAAAACCAGCAGUUGCAAGAAACAUGACAAGCCUGGGAACAUCUGUUUAUGGCCCGGAUCUCCUAAAGACCAUCUUGCAAUACAAAUUUAGAGGUUUGAGUGGUCAUUUUGACCUUUCAGGCAGGCAGCUGCAAGCAUCUACAUUUCAAAUAAUAAAUGUAGUUGGUAAAGGGUGGAAAGAAAUUGGGUUUUGGACUGCAGAAAAUGGUAUUUCCCGGCGACUAUAUCAAGGAGAAUCAAUGCCAGAGCAUUCAGGCUUAGUUCCUGAACUAAACCCCGUGAUUUGGCCAGGAACAUCAACAGAGGUACCCAGAGGGUGGGAAGCUGCUGUAAAUGGUAAGAAGCUUCGAGUGGGAGUGCACGUAAGUGUAUACCCACAAUUUAUGACAAGUGGAAAGGAUCCUAUCACAGGGGCAACUAAAGCAGAAGGCCUUUCAAUUGAUGUAUUCGAAGAGGCAGUUAAAAGACUUCCCUAUGCACUACCUUAUGAAUAUGUAGCAUUUGGCACCACGAAUGACACAAGCACUGGAGGUUAUGAUGAUUUUGUUUACCAAGUUUACCUUAAGGUAGUAAGUGCAUCAGGGCUUCAACUUUCAGCAUCAAAUUUGCAAAAAGUAAAAUUAUAUGCAUGCCAUGAUUUCACUGCUCCCACAUUUAUGUACGCCCUCCGAUCCAUAUUACUUGUCGCUGCUUUAGUAAAGUUGUACUAAAGCAGCGACAAGUUAUAUGGAUCGGAGGGAUACUACAUUUUAGUUUAAUGCAACCAUGUAAAAAAUAAUAGCACACAACCCACCCAAAUAAUGUAUUGCAAUUGAGAGGAGAUGUUGAGCAGGAAUUUCAGUGCAUUGGGUUCUUUCUAAGCACUAGAUGGAAUGAGAUAGUGAAAUAGAUUUUUUUUUAAGUCCUUUCGGAUGAAAAUGGAAGAAUAGUAUGCAAUACAUCUCACGUGGAUAAAAUAAAUUAAAAGGAAUUUUCUCUUAUCCUCGUUUGUUCCUUCCUUUAGAUAAUACUUGAAAAUCCCCUUACAGCAACAAAUCCAAUUUCAAAGGGACUUCCUCCCCCUGUUGAGAAAAAUUUUCUUCUUCCAGUUCUUAUUUUCUCCAUUCAAUUCAGUUUUAAAAAAAAAUCCUCAAAAUACUUCAAUUGGUAGCUACGCGCAAGAAAUAGGCCAAUUUGGCAGCUUUUUGUUCAUUUUCUGAUGGAGUAAAAAAAAUAUCAUCAGUAAGAGUCAAGGGAAUGAUCCCCUGGACCUGGAUUUCCAUAUAAAGGAU
Triticum urartu is the source of this 2483-nucleotide messenger RNA. Lineage: Eukaryota; Viridiplantae; Streptophyta; Magnoliopsida; Poales; Poaceae. The record is from RefSeq and is a predicted model, not a curated record.